AACACAACAAAGGUGGGCGUUUAUUUACGCACCAAAAAUGGUAAAAAAUCGUAAUUUUUUGAAUUGUCACCUCAUAAAUUUUGUAUUUGUUUGAACAAUGUGGUUAUUUGAUUCAAUUAGUAAUAACACAAGUCCUCAAUUUCACUUAAAUCCCUUUAAUUCCAUUAAAUGUCACACCGCCACGCCUCCAUCUCUAAUCCCAAAAAUAGCGUUUUAAAAUUAGAAAAUCCGUCUCACGUCUCGAAAAACCUAGAAAAUUCGACUCCAAACUUAUAUAAAAGUCAUGUGGAGCACGUUUUCACAAGUUUGAAUUAAAGUGAAUAGUGAAGUGCGACAUAACCUCAAAAUGAGUAGUGAAGCUUUAAAAUACAAAGACGAAGGCAAUGAAGCUUUCAAAAACGGCAAUUGGGACUCUGCGGCGAAACUCUACACCAAAGCCAUCAAUUUGGAAAAGGCUGAAAGUAAAGAUUUGGCUGUUUUCCUCAAAAAUCGAGCUGCAGCCUAUUUGAAGUUAAACAAGUUUGAAGAAGCUCUAAAUGACUGUGACAAGAGUUUGGAAAUUGUCCCAAAUGAUCCCAAAGCCCUAUUUCGUAGAUGCCAAGCCUUGGAGAGUUUAGAACGAUUUGAGGAGGCAUAUCGUGAUGCGACCCAGAUAUUCAAAGAUGACCCCAAUAAUAAGACAAUUCAGCCGAUUUUAGAACGUCUCUAUCGCAUAGUACAAGAAAAAGUACGUGAAAAUGCCCAAACAAGCACCAAAAUCGAAACAAUGACAAAAAUCGCGUUCGAUUUAACCACCGAUAGAGAAAAACGUGAGACUGCAAUGAACAAUUUAUUAGUCCUUGCACGAGAAAACACCGGUUCAAGUCUCAUGAUCAAAUCACCAAUCGUUCAACAAAUCAAAAAACUUUUAAAAAUUGAGAAGAAUCAAGAAAUCUGUAUUACCGGCAUCCGAAUAAUCGGCGAACUGUGCAAACACACCAUCGAGAAAACCCGAAAUGUGAUGCAAGACGUGGGAAUCCCCUGGUUUCUUGAAAUUCUCGACUCCAAGAACGAGAAUCAAGUCAACGCGGCGCAGUAUUGCAUCCAACAAAUUCUUAAUAUUUUCUCAGGGAUGGACAAUAAACCGGAUACUAAACCUGAUCAAGAAUUGGUGAAAAAUCACAAGAAGGAUAUUGAUAUGAUUUUGACUUGUCUCGUGUACUCGAUUAACAAUCAAGCAAUAAGUGGGGAGGCCCGUGAUGCGAUUAUUGAACUCCUCACCAGGAAUAUUCACUACACGGCUUUGAAUUGGGCCGAGCAAUUGGUGGAAAUUGGGGGCGUUGGGCGUCUCAUGGAGUGUGCUAGUGAGCUAGAAGAGUACAAGUAUGAGAGUGCUAUGAACAUCACCCCCUCAACUCGAACAAUCGCUGCUGUUUGCUUGUCUCGCAUCUACGAAAAUAUGUAUUACGAUGCAGCUCGUGAGAAAUUCAUGGGGAAAAUCCAGGAUUUCAUCAAGGAUAAACUUCUCACGCCUGAUAUUGAGUCGAAAGUGAGAGUUGUGGUGGCGAUAACGGCGCUCCUGCGUGGGCCUUUAGACGUAGGGAAUGCCAUUGUCGGUAAAGAAGGGAUCAUGGAGAUGAUUCUUGUUAUGGCCAAUACCGAUGAUUUACUCCAACAGAAAGUCGCCUGUGAGUGUAUUGUCGCUGCUGCGAGUAAAGCUGAUAAGGCGAAAGCGAUUAUAGCACAAGGGGUUAACAUUUUGAAAACUUUGUAUAAAUCUAAAGAUGAUGGGAUUAGAGUUAGGGCUUUGGUUGGGUUGUGUAAGUUGGGGAGUUCGGGAGGUACUGAUGCGACUAUGAAACCGUUUGCUGAAGGGUCGAAUUUGAAACUGGCCGAGGCUUGUAGACGGUUUUUGGUGCAUCCGGGGAAUGACACGGAUAUCAGAAAGUGGGCUGCGGAAGGCCUUUCGUAUCUAACCCUCGACGCUGAAGUGAAAGAAAAACUGGUGGAGGACCGCCCCGCGCUGCAAUCCCUCAUCGAACUCGCAAAAACCGGCGACCAAUCCUGCCUUUUCGGCGUCGUAACAACUCUCGUCAACCUCUGCAACGCCUAUGAGAAACAAGAAGUCAUCCCGGAAAUGAUCGAGUUGGCAAAAUUCGCUAAACAACACAUUCCGGAAGAACACGAACUCGACGACCCAGAUUUCGUAACAAAACGAAUCCUAGUUUUGGGCAAAGAAGGCGUAACUUCAGCCCUUGUGGCCCUCAGCAAGACCGAAAGCCCCAAUUCACGUGAACUAAUUUCGCGCGUUUUCAAUUCCUUGUGCAGCGAACAGGAAUUGAGAGGGGUUGUGGUGUCACAAGGGGGCUCCAAAGCCUUGAUUCCUUUAGCCUUAAAAGGGACUGAAAAGGGGAAAAGACACGCAGCGCAAGCUUUAGCCCGAAUUGCGAUUACGAUGAAUCCGGAAGUGGCGUUUCCGGGUCAAAGAGCCUUGGAGGUGAUUAGACCUCUAGUGGGGCUUUUGCACCCGGAUUGUUCCGGGUUGGAGAACUUUGAGGCACUCAUGGGGCUGUGUAACAUCGCCCAAAUGAGCGAAAGUGCAAGACAGAGAAUUCUGAAAGAAGGGGGGCUGCCGAAAAUCGAGCAUUAUAUGUUUGAAGACCACGAGUAUUUGUGCAGGGCUGCCACCCAAUGCAUGACCAAUAUGUGCAUGUCACCAGAUGUGAUCAAAACCCAUGAGGGGAAAAACGACAAAAUUAAGUUUUUCGUGUCUUUGGCGAUGGAUGAGGAUGCUGAUACGGCUAUGGCAGCCUCAGGGGCUUUGGCCAUCCUCACAGGAAAUAGUAAAAAGUGCUGCGAGAAGAUUUUCGAAUCAAAGAAUUGGUUGGACUGCUUCCAUGUCUUGUUGGCCAAUCCGGUGGCUAGUUUACAAUACCGAGGAGUGUGUAUUGUGAGAAAUGUGAUCGAAAAUUCCAAAGAAUUGGCCGAAAAAUUGAUGGAAACUGACAUUAUGGAAAUUCUCAUGGCGUUAAAACUACUCCCCGAUGAGAAUAAACAAACAAUUGUUAAAGUAGCAGAAGACGCGCUUAAAUUAGCCGAGAAAUGGGGGCUCAUUAAAAAACCAGAAGAUUGAACUAGAUUAGUCUUUUAUACAAACUGUUUUGUAACUUUUAAACUGUAAUAAAUUGUUUAAUUAC
Molecule: messenger RNA, 3176 nt
Organism: Tribolium madens (black flour beetle)
Lineage: Eukaryota; Metazoa; Arthropoda; Insecta; Coleoptera; Tenebrionidae
Gene: unc-45
Product: protein unc-45 homolog B
Exons: 2
Coding region: 347-3112 (921 amino acids)
Molecular function (GO): Hsp90 protein binding
Source: RefSeq, a predicted model, not a curated record